Messenger RNA from Solanum lycopersicum (tomato), 1358 nucleotides. RefSeq lists its product as uncharacterized. The record is from RefSeq and is a predicted model, not a curated record. Lineage: Eukaryota; Viridiplantae; Streptophyta; Magnoliopsida; Solanales; Solanaceae.
GGGCGAGAGAUCAAAGAAGCUUCUGGAUACAAUAACUCACAAAUAUCUCGUACCGUCACUGAAUCUAAGCCGUUCAUCCCUAAUCUAAGGGACUUCCGUAGUUGGGAGGAAAGCCCAGCCAAUGUAUUAAUGGAAGGCCCGUUUCUGGAGACUUCUUUUGAGGGAGGGUUGUUCAUCUCUCUACUCUAUCUCUCUAGAGUUUUAAAUUCUUUGAACAAAGAAAAAAAAAUCUAAUCACUUUUUGUAUUAAAGUUUGCUGGAGAUUUGUAUUUAAUUUGUCGACAAGACAGGAAAAAUUCUGGGGUGUUAAGUUUUUCUUGAUCGUUUUUUGGUGGUAUUGAAGUUAUGGAAGACAAAAGCAAUGAUUAUUAUGCAGUUUUGGGGUUGAAGAAGGAAUGCACUGACACAGAACUUAGGAAUGCCUAUAAGAAGCUUGCACUGAAAUGGCACCCAGAUCGCUGUUCAGCAUCGGGGAAUUUGAAGUUUGUAGAUGAAGCAAAGAAGCAAUUUCAGGCAAUUCAAGAAGCAUAUUCUGUGUUAUCGGAUGCAAACAAAAAGUUUUUGUACGAUGUAGGAGUUUAUGACUCUGGUGAUGAUGACGACGAAAAUGGCAUGGGUGAUUUCCUGAAUGAAAUGGCAGCUAUGAUGAGCCAAAAUAAGUCCAAUGAAAAUCAGGGAGAAGAAACCUUUGAGGAAUUGCAGGAUAUGUUUAAUGAAAUGUUCAACAGUGAUAAUGGAACGUUUUCUUCUUCUUCUUCUUCUUCUUCUUCUUGGACUGGAACUCCUUCAAUGUGCUCUACUACAUCAUCUACAUCUUCAAGUGAGACUUUUUUAACCUUUCCCAACAAGAGAAGUUCAGGUGAAAUGAAGUCGGGUAGUAGUGUAAGAGGCGAUUCUUGCCAAUUCCAAGGAUUUUGUGUAGGGGCAGGUGGAACUUCUGGAAAAUGCAAUGAAAGAGAACGAAGUUGGAGGAAAAAUUCCAAGAGUGGACGGAAGCAUUAGGAGGAGAGAUGCCAAAAUGCAAAAGGUUCUAUCAUAAUUCAACAAUUAUUUUACCCAAAAGAUAGGGAAAAUGAAAAGAGCUGCAGCUGCUUAGUCCUGGUUUGAUCCAAGUUCUUUUGUGGCUGUUGUUUGUUACUAUUUAAGGGAUCAAGAGUUGUUGCCAAGGUUCUUUUUCACAGAAAUCAGGAUCUUCUUGGUCUUGUGAACACAAAUGUACUGUAAUUCUAGCUGCCCAAGUGUGAUUCAAAAGGUUUUCACCAGACAUAAAUUCUUAGUAUUUCAUAUCUUGAAUUCUUUAGCAAUUAUAUUGUAUUGCUAUUGAAUCAAAUCAUUUAAGCUCGAGCCUUACGAUGAAA